This is a messenger RNA of Sinocyclocheilus grahami, 2272 nucleotides long. RefSeq names its product E3 ubiquitin-protein ligase MARCH2-like. The transcript is spliced from 5 exons. Gene Ontology annotation, molecular function: ubiquitin-protein transferase activity; zinc ion binding. Bases 242 to 991 code for a protein of 249 amino acids. Lineage: Eukaryota; Metazoa; Chordata; Actinopteri; Cypriniformes; Cyprinidae. Gene Ontology annotation, biological process: protein ubiquitination. The record is from RefSeq and is a predicted model, not a curated record.
UAGGAGGCCGAGCCGAGUCGAGCCGUUUGCUGAAGGGAAGAAACCCAAAACAAGGCUUGUACUUUUACCUUAUCGCUUUCAAACAAGCGCCACUUUUAAAAGGAAUUUACCCUUAAAGGCGCCAGCUCAGCAUGGAAAAUCAGAAGUGGUAGGGUCUUUGUGACUUGAGGUGUGGGAGCGAGGCUGCUCCCUGUUUCCACCCGGUGCUUCCCUGCCCCCCGCCCUCCUGGACGUCCCCGAAAUGACCACAGGGGAGUGUUGCCACCUCCCAGGCUCCCUGUGCGACUGCACUGGCAACGCUGCCCUGUCAAAAACCGUGGAGGAUGCUGAAAACCGCCGGGCCCAGUAUGUCACCCAGGUCACGGCCAAGGAUGGACAUCUACUAUCUACUGUUAUCAAAGCCCUGGGCACCCAGAGUGAUCGGCCAAUUUGUCGGAUCUGCCACGAGGGUCAAGACGUGUGCAACAGCGAGGGGCUUCUCUCCCCGUGCGACUGCACCGGCACAUUGGGCACGGUCCACAAGAGCUGCCUGGAGAAAUGGCUGUCCUCCUCUAACACCAGCUACUGUGAGCUGUGCCACACUGAGUUUACCAUUGAGCGCCGGCCCCGACCCCUCACAGAGUGGCUCAGGGACCCGGGCCCCCGGAAUGAGAAGCGCACCCUCUUCUGUGACAUGGUGUGCUUCCUGUUUAUAACGCCCCUUGCAGCCAUCUCAGGCUGGCUGUGUCUACGGGGUGCACAGGACCACCUGCACUUCAACAGUCGCCUGGAGGCAGUCGGCCUCAUCGCUCUGACCAUCGCACUCUUCACCAUCUACGUCCUCUGGACACUGGUCUCAUUCCGCUACCACUGUCAGUUGUACUCAGAGUGGAGACGAACCAAUCAGAAAGUCCGCUUGCUCAUUCCUGACACCAAGGGUGCACACUCUACCCAGCAUUCCUUGCUUUCCACAAAGCUGCUGAAAAAGACAGCAGACGAGACCAUAGUAUGAGAGACGUGGUACGGGGGAACGGGGCCCGAUCGCGGUGGUAUUAGCGUGCUACAUGUUCUUGACGCAGCUUCGUCAACUAGAGCCGUGGCAUUAUGGAUGCAUUAUUUUCUAUUUAAUCCUUUUUAUCUAAAUAUGUGAGCACUUCAUUUAUUUUAUUUAAAUUUUUUUCACCAGUCUCUUUUAAUGUUUUAUUUUUGGAGCCUUUAUGAGUGUGUUGUUUAAAGACACCUUUUAUUUAUCAGGGGCUUGAACAGCCAGGCUGAGGCCCCAUACUGUUCAGUAUGCAUUGUAUUUGAAACAAUCGGAAAACUAACUUAUGUGUAUAGACGAUUCCUUUGAGCACAGUGGCGGGGGAUUAUGACUCAAGUACAUACGGCUGCUGAAGCUUAAAACCAAACCUUUCUUUCGUUUUCGAUAUAUAGUUUUUCUACUCUCCUACCUUCAAGUACUUUCCAUCUGAACCCGACGGAGUCGCACCUAAGCGAACUUAGUUCUUGUGACUCCUAUACAAUUUAGUCAAGAUAUAAAUGUAUAAAUAUAUACACACUAAGUUAACAAGUAAGCUCUAAGCUUCGAUCGACAUGGGUAUUACAGGGCCAUAUGCUUGAGCAAUGAAUGUGGAGGCUGAUGUAUAUCUGCUGCGGCGUAGAGGACGCUCAAGCUCAUCCAGAGCGAGAAAGGCAAAAACAAAAAAAGAGAGUGCAAUAACACGCCGCCAUUGUCAUGAUUAUGCUGUGGGCUGUUUUUCCGAACCGAAUGGUCUCCGAACAAUGUAAAACAACAUGCGGUGAUUCUAAAGUCGUAGCAUUUUCUGACAACGUAGCCUAGAUGUGAGCUGAACAAAUGUAGAUACGUAUACGCUUUUGGGAUGCAAAUAUGUGGCAACUUUAUGUUGUCGAGUUGUAGUAAGUGCAGAUGCAAACAGACCUCUACAGUUCAGAAUCAUUUUCAAAAUCUUUUUUUUUUCCUUUGUUUUUUUGGUGUUUGAAGACAAAUGUAUUUGUGUGUUUACAGUAUGCAUUUUGUAAGCUCUGCCUAUUUGUGCUGUUUAGAAGGUAUCAAAUGGCCGAUGUUGAGGAAGGCAUACUUGGGAUUUUGUAGCAGUUUACUUAGUGGAAGAUGCAGGUCAAGCCGCAGAGGAAGAAGUAAUCAAAUAGCUAAACAUCAUUGCCAGACCAGUAAUGAAACCGUCAUCCAUGAAUGACUCUACAGUAUUUAGGCAAAGGCGUCUUUUAGAUGUGUGUCGUAUUGGUGCAAGAACAAUCUGCAGAACACCAUUCA